Molecule: messenger RNA, 2104 nt
Organism: Phodopus roborovskii (desert hamster)
Lineage: Eukaryota; Metazoa; Chordata; Mammalia; Rodentia; Cricetidae
Product: zinc finger protein 345-like
Biological process (GO): negative regulation of transcription by RNA polymerase II
Molecular function (GO): DNA-binding transcription repressor activity, RNA polymerase II-specific
Source: RefSeq, a predicted model, not a curated record
AGAAGCCAAGAGAAGAGCAACAAGAACAAUGAAUGUUUCUGUGGUGAAUACUCCCCAGAAUCUGUUAUCAUUCAGGGAUGUGGCUGUGGACCUCUCACAAGAGGAAUGGGAAUGUCUAGACUGUGCUCAGAGGGCUUUGUACAUGGAUGUGAUGUUGGAGAAUUACAAAAAUCUAGUUUUUGUGGAGAACCAUUGCAUAUGUGGUAAAUAUGAGACGGUUAUGGAUCAAGGUACAAAGCACAUUGUCCAGGGUCAUAUGGAUAUCCAAGAAAAGCAUUCCCAAUAUAAUGGACUUGGAAAAGUUAUUCAUGAAUCUUCUGAAAGUACACCAUAUGACAGAAAGGACAUUGCAGAAAACUGCGAGGACUGGUUUUUUAACCACAGAGACGCCUCUGUUGAAUCAUUAAACACAGACAGACAUAAAAGUGAGGACACUGGAGAAGAACCUUACAAAUACAGAGAAAGUGUAAACUUUUUAGAUUUGUGUUCCAUCACUAGUCAAAAUCAAAGACUCCACACAGGAAAAGAAGAACACAAAAAUACAGAGUAUGGUAAAAGUUUUGACUCUAAAUGUGUACUCACAGUGAGAGCCACUAGUGCAAAGAAGCCACAGCAAUGCAAGAAAUGUGGGAAAUGGUUCAAGAUGUACUCAAGCCUCAGUAAACAUCAGAGAGCUCAUACUAUAAAGAAAUCUUAUAAAUGUACAAAAUGUAGUAAAUCUUUUCUGUAUAUGUCCCAUCUCAAAGUUCAUUACAAGAUCCAUUCUGGAGAAAAACCUUACAAAUGUACUGAAUGUGGUAAGUGCUUUUUUCAUGCAUCACACCUGGAAAGACAUUACAGAUUCCACACUGAAGAGCAUACUUACAAAUAUAGUGUUUGUGGCAAAUCCUUUAUCUGCUGUACAGGUCUUAUAAAACAUCAGAAAACUAGUGGAUGGGAGAGGCUUCCUGAAUGUAAGCAAGGUACUAGAGUGUUCUAUACAUGGUCACACCUUGAAUACCAUGGUAGAACCCACAGGGGAAAAACUUUUAUAUGUAAUGAAUGUGGCAAAUCCCUUUAUACAUUUUCAGGUCUUAAAAGACAUCAGAGAAUCCACACAGGGGACAAACCAUACAAAUGUAAUGAAUGUGAGAAAUCCUUUACCCAGAAUGUAGUCUUAGAACUCAUCAGAGAAUACAUACAGGAGAGAAACCAUACAAGUGUAAUGAAUGUGACAGAUCCUUUACCAGGAAAUUCUAUCUUAGAACUCAUCAGCGAAUACAUACAGGGAGAGAAACCUUACAAGUGUAGUGAGUGUGAUAAAUCAUUUACUCAGAAAAGCAAUCUUAGAAGUCAUCAGAGAAUACAUACAGGAGAGAAACCUUACAAAUGUUGUGAAUGUGAGAAUCUCUUUACCUGUGGCUCUCAUCUUAGAAGACAUCAGAGAAUACAUACAGGAGAGAAACUUUACAAAUGUAGUGAAUGUGAGAAAUCCUUCAUCCAUGGUGCAGAUCUUAGAAGACAUCAGAAAGUUCAUACAGGAGUUAAACCUUACAAAUGCAGUGAAUGUAACAAAUCCUUUACCCAGAAGGGCAGUCUUAGAACUCAUCAGAGAAUACAUACCGGAGAGAAACCUUACAAUUGCAGUGAAUGUGACAAAUCCUUUAUCAGGAAAUUCUAUCUUAGAACUCAUCAGAGAAUACAUACAGGAGAGAAGCCUUACCAGUGUAGCGAAUGUGGCAAAUCCUUUUCCCAGAAGUUUAAUCUUAGAGCUCAUCAGAGAAUUCAUUCAGGAGAAAAGCCUUACAAAUGUAGUCAGUGUGAGAAAUCUUUUUUAUUCAGAAAGCCAACCUUAGAACACAUCAAAGAAUUCAUAGGAGAGAAACCUUAUGAAUGUCGUAUCUUUACUUGUCUCUCAAGUCUAAGAAAACACCUGAAAAUUAAUACCUGGGGAGAAAAGUUUCCAUGGGAAACUUUGUCAUGUGCUUUGUCCAAGCUCUGUCCUUAGCUACACUUGAAGCUUCACACUGUAGACACAUUAUGAACAGGCGAAACUUGUGAAAUUCUUUAAAACGUUUAAUCUUGGAAACCAAGAGGUUAUGUUGAGGGAAAUUAUAAAUAUGUG